GUCUGUUCCUGCUGUGUCAGCAGCUUUGUUUCUCACACUGAAGCUCGUAUCAGUCACCGGACAAACCGUCUCUCAUCCUCCGUCUUCCUUUUCUCCCGGCCCCACAGACCAGGAUGCUGGAGCACAUUCCCAGUCUGAUGAACGGCAUCAAGAUGAUCCACGUGGUGUCCCAGUACUACACCACCUCAGAGAGGAUGAGCUCACUGCUGCUCAAGGUCACCAACCAGAUGAUCAGCACCUGCAGGAGCUACCUGCUGCAGGGCGUGAGGCGUGUCUGGGAGCACAGCAGGCCGGUGCUGCUGCAGCAAAUCUCUGACUACUGUAAUCUGAAUGCGGCGUAUCAGCGAAGCUUCCACAGCGUCAGAGACAAACUGAGAGGAAACCCUGAGAACAGACAGUUUGACUUCAGUGAGAACUACAUCUUCGGGAAGUUUGACUCGCCGUCUGGAGAAGAUGGCCGACAUGGCGUCCACGCUGGAGAGCCUGGCUGCUCUGCAGAGCAUGAAGGUGGAGGGCGUGGAGAAGAUCUGUGUUCGCUACCAGACCAUCGUCUCCACAACUGAAUCCAAGACCUGUGACGUCCUGGAUCACCGCAAACUGGAGAAAAGCUGGUGCUCAGAGGAAGAGGGCG
Oreochromis niloticus (Nile tilapia) is the source of this 631-nucleotide messenger RNA. RefSeq names its product dynein heavy chain 5, axonemal-like. Bases 114 to 563 code for a protein of 149 amino acids. Gene Ontology annotation, molecular function: dynein light intermediate chain binding; dynein intermediate chain binding. The transcript is spliced from 5 exons. Gene Ontology annotation, biological process: microtubule-based movement. The record is from RefSeq and is a predicted model, not a curated record. Gene Ontology annotation, cellular component: axonemal dynein complex. Lineage: Eukaryota; Metazoa; Chordata; Actinopteri; Cichliformes; Cichlidae.